Molecule: messenger RNA, 2994 nt
Organism: Chrysoperla carnea
Lineage: Eukaryota; Metazoa; Arthropoda; Insecta; Neuroptera; Chrysopidae
Gene: Nhe3
Product: sodium/hydrogen exchanger 7
Exons: 13
Coding region: 186-2180 (664 amino acids)
Biological process (GO): regulation of pH; proton transmembrane transport; sodium ion transport
Cellular component (GO): recycling endosome; membrane
Molecular function (GO): sodium:proton antiporter activity
Source: RefSeq, a predicted model, not a curated record
UAAGAAUUAGACGGUACAGUGUACAGUGGACAGUGUCAAGUCAGUACACACUACACAGUACCUUUGCGAGUACUUUGUGAGUGUUUUUAUUGUGAAUGUGUAGUGUCCAAGAAAACCAUUUAUUGAGUUUGAGUUCAAGUUCAAGAAUUGAUAAGAACGACAAGAUUACUGAUUAGGAUAUUGUCAUGGGAUUAUAUGCAAAUGCAUCUAGAAUAAUUGUCAUAAAUAUUUUGGUUCUAGUUGUUUUAUGCAAUAUCCCGAAUGUCCAAACAGCCCAAACUGAUAUUGCACUCGAUGCAAAAGCUCAAUUGACCCAUCGUUUAGACAGUUUAAAUUUAUUGCUGUAUACGUUUUUGUUGACGCUUACAGUACUCACGAUAUGGCUUUUCAAACAUCGACGUUUGAGUUUCUUACACGAAACCGGACUUGCUGUUAUUUAUGGUUUAAUUGUGGGCGCUCUAAUUCGAUACGCAGGCAGUACAACACAUAUUGUUAAUGUUCCUGUUGCUCCAAUUAAACCAUUUACAGACUACAAUUUAACGUUACCGCCGGAUCAAUUAUCGUUAAAUUUUCCUGUUCCGGAUAGUGGACAAAAUAAAACAUAUGAAUACUCGUUUCGAGGAAUUACUACUUUACAGGACAACGAUUUGGAUUUAAAAGCAACUUUUGAUCCAGAAAUAUUCUUUAAUAUCAUCUUACCACCGAUUAUCUUCCAUGCUGGAUAUUGUUUGAAGCGGAAAUUCUUUUUUCGUAAUUUGGGAGCGAUUUUAACAUUUGCGAUUAUUGGAACAACAAUAUCGUCAUUUGUUGUGGGCGGUUUAAUGUGGACGUAUGUACGAUUAGCGCAUGGUACAGGCGCUGCACAAGGUUUUACAUUUUUGGAUACACUGUAUUUUGGAGCAUUAAUCUCAUCAACAGACCCACUUACUGUUUUGGCUAUUUUCCAUGAUUUGCAUGUGGAUGUUAACUUAUAUGCGCUAGUAUUCGGGGAAAGUGUGCUAAACGAUGCUGUCGCCAUUGUUCUAAGUGGAUCAAUACAAAACUAUGCUGAACGAUAUCAAUCUGGAAGUGGUGAUUUUGAGCCAAAAGCCUUUUUUAAAGCUGUUGGCGAUUUCUUUGGAAUAUUCUUGUUGUCAUUAACAAUUGGGGCGUUAAUGGGAUGUAUUACUGCAUUGAUGACUAAAUUUACAAGAGUUCGCGAUUUUCCGUUAUUGGAAUCCGCGUUGUUUGUAUUGAUGUCAUACAGUACGUUUCUAAUUGCUGAAGCUUCUGAUUUAACAGGUGUGGUUGCUGUACUAUUUUGUGGAAUCUGUCAAGCGCAUUACACCUAUAAUAAUUUGUCGGAUGAUUCACGCACGCGUACAAAACAAAUGUUUGAGCUGUUGAAUUUCCUUGCUGAAAACUUCAUAUUUUCGUAUAUUGGUGUAUCAAUGUUUACAUUUCCCAAACAUCAUUUUGAUCCGCUCUUUAUUUUAGCUGGAUUUUGUUGUGCAGCGAUUGGACGUGCAGCGAAUAUUUAUCCAUUAUCAUAUUUGUUGAAUUUAGGGCGUAAUCCAAAAAUACCGGCAAACUUUCAACAUAUGUUAUUCUUUGCUGGGUUACGUGGUGCCAUGUCAUUUGCAUUGGCUAUACGAAACACCGUAUCGGAUGCACGUCAAACUAUGUUAACCACAACCUCCUUAAUUGUCAUCAUUACUGUCAUAGUACAGGGAGGCGCUGCUAUGACUCUUCUAAAAUGGUUUAAAAUACCAAUUGGAAUUGAUGAUGAAAAUGAAGCGUUAUCUUAUCAAGGAGUUCGUAGUAUUUACAAUUCUUUGGAAAAUACCACAGUGGAUGGUGUAUCGAAUGUGAGUGGAACGGGUGUUGUUGGUGCACAAGGUACAACGAACCUACCAUCACCAACAAGUGGUUCAACAACGUCACAAGGUGACAAGGCUAUGUUAGCUCGAGUUUGGGGUAAUUUUGAUUCUCGCUACAUGAAGCCCUUCUUAACACAUUCACGGCCUACACUCUUAGAAACGUUACCAGUGUGUUGUAAUCCAAUUGCACGAUUACUUACCACCACUGAACAGAUGACUCAGGAUGGUAUUAGAUCAAAUGCGAGAGAUUCUGAUUCGGAACUAUGUCCAGAUGAAGAUUAUUCACGAGCUGAUCGGAACGCACGAUUUAAUAUACCUUGACCCUGCCCCUACCCCGGCCCCUUGACUCCGCACCUGACCUGAGUCAAUCUCGAAUAAUGUUUGAAUUCACAAUUUAGUCAAUGGAUAUGAUUUUAGUUCAAUUUUGAUUUGAUUAUCAGUAUUUUUAAUUUGUUUUUGUUGAUUUUAGUGCAAUUUAAAAUUGUUUUAAGUACAUACAUUUGUAUUUUAGUUAUAGUUACUUAAACGAUAACGUUACCAUUACCGUUACCGUUACCGUUACCGCAUAACCUUAAUUUAAUGAGAAAAUUCAAUCUAGAUUGUUCCAUCUACGAUCCUAUUUUUAAAUGUAACCUUAUUUGAUGUUGAUUUCAUGUAUUGAGGUUAAGAGACAAGUGACAACAACCAAAACUAACCAAAAUGGUGAAAUAUUUCAUCGAUGAACGUGCGUUACGAAUAUAGCAACAGGUUUAACACCGUAACCUUAGAAACAAAACUUUUAAACGCGACAUCUAUGUAAUAAUAGUUAAAGCUGUACAAUGAACUACUAACGAAGUGAUUCUGAUCUUUGGUAACUUUUGAUUACUAUUCAUAGAUGACACUUGUCAUUGAAAAAUAUCAUCGAAAAUGGAACAGUCUUUAUAAUUUACUCGAAUAUUAUUAAUUUCAGCUCAAGAUUAGCUUGUAAUAGUUUACAUGUGUAACAUUGUAACAGCUUAGGCUCUUAGCUCUUAGUCUACAGCAUUUGAUAUGAGUAGAGAAAAUUCAGUUCGUUUCAAGACGAAGUCGGUGGCUAGAGAUUUAUUCAUAAAGUAGGAUUUCGGACGGUAUCAUAGAAAUUUUCGAGUUGUAUCAA